CAAACUGCUAUGAUAUGUAAUUAAUGAAUGAAUGUAACGUUAAUGAAAACCUUCAAUGAAAAUACUGGCGCUUGCAGAAGCGUCCCGUCUCCAUGACAACCAGACAACCAGAAGUAAGAAGGUGUGGUUCACAGCCUGUGAAAUAUCGGCUCUAAAUCUGUAUUUAAUUAGUGUAUUUCAGUGCUUCGAUCCUGCAGUUAGUGCAGUAAAAUAUCUCUUUUCCUCGAACCAAGUUUGUUUAUCAUUAGAAAUCUCUUGGGAACCGUGUUUUCCGCUUCCCCGCAAGGUGAUUCUCCCAACAGGUUUUAUUUUUUUUUUUUUCAACGGGCCAAAGAUGGAAAGUCCUCGUAUCGGAGUGGUGAGAGAGUCUAUGCUGCUUCGACCUCUCCUAAUUAAGCCUACUCUUGGAAAGACCAAGUCAAGAGGUUUGUCAUGUCCAGGACCUGACUUUGUUUAUGGGACACCGACCACAGUCCAGGAUGGAGGCGUGCCAGAGGCCAUCUCCAGCUGGCAAACUCACACUAUGUCCACAAGAAACAGGAUGGCUGAGAGGGAUUUUAUUGCCCUUAACCGAGAGGGUGUCAAGACAGGAUUGGUUACUGCUAAAGAGCUGCACCAGUACCGUGCCACCCACGACAUCAGGCGCCAGCCACUGACCAGAGAGAGCUUUCGCAGGUCUGCUCCACCUCGCAUACCACCAGAUUCUUUGUUUGGUAUUUCUAACAGACCAUCUACCCCAAUCUCAGAGCUCAUGGAGUAUAAGUAUGCUCAGAGAUGGCUGGAAGAGCAACAGGCAAAGGACAGAGUCCUACAGGCUCACCAGCUCAAGAAGGUUCAGCUUGGACGUAUACAGGAUACACGAACAACUGUCCUCCGCAAGAGUCGCCCCUUGCCCGAGGCCCCAUCCAUGUGGAAACUGCCUCGUUUCCAGCAGGUCAGGCCAGCUUUGGACACCUUUCGAGAUCCUGAAGCCAGGAAAAGAGCCAUGGGUGCCCACUACGCCGAGUCUGCAAGUAGAAGAGGGAUUCUGGGGCAAGGCACUUACACAGUGGAUUGACAGGGAUUGCGGUUAUUACAUGUACAUCUCAAUGCUUCUGUUGAUCAGGCUACUUUUUGAAGUAUUAUUCCCUUAAUAAAUUGUGCCGCUCAAGAAAUGUGGUCUUUAUUUGUUUACUUCAUGCUGUAUGAACAACUAAAUAUAUAAGCCACAAAUAACUCUCACAAUUUAGACCAGUGCCC
Myxocyprinus asiaticus (Chinese sucker) is the source of this 1239-nucleotide messenger RNA. Its product is annotated as cilia- and flagella-associated protein 77-like. The record is from RefSeq and is a predicted model, not a curated record. Bases 56 to 1057 code for a protein of 333 amino acids. NCBI's taxonomy places the organism in Eukaryota, Metazoa, Chordata, Actinopteri, Cypriniformes, Catostomidae. The transcript is spliced from 7 exons.